Molecule: messenger RNA, 3074 nt
Organism: Tripterygium wilfordii
Lineage: Eukaryota; Viridiplantae; Streptophyta; Magnoliopsida; Celastrales; Celastraceae
Product: E3 ubiquitin-protein ligase UPL5-like
Exons: 3
Coding region: 20-2854 (944 amino acids)
Biological process (GO): proteasome-mediated ubiquitin-dependent protein catabolic process; positive regulation of protein catabolic process; protein polyubiquitination
Molecular function (GO): protein binding; ubiquitin-protein transferase activity
Source: RefSeq, a predicted model, not a curated record
CUUUCGCAUAGAAAAUGACAUGCAUAAAAAAGCAACUGGACAGUCUCAUGUCUUACUUACGGCUGUGCAGUGUGAAAGCAGAGAAACGCAGAGACCGCGAUUUCACAAGCACCACCUGCUCCACCCUUCACGUAAUCAUCCUCAGAUGUCUUUCCGUCAAUCACCGUCCUUCACUUCAUCAUCACCCCCGUACGAUGACCAUAUUCCGUCGAAGCGAAAACUGGAUGAUUACGCCGCUGAUGACGAGGAUAAACUAGGCUCUGUUCGGAUGCAGAGGGACGAAAUCUCGGCCGUCCCUGACUCAUCCAACGGCGGCGGUGGCGGAACAAUCUUUUCUAUCUCUCCGAACUUCAAUAAGCUAAAUCACGGACCCGAUUCUCUAUCUUCCCCAUCAUUAUUGGACUGCCGGCAACCGGAGUGCAAAACUCAGGUACAGUUCUUUAUCAAGUCAAUUUGGGGCGGAAAUACAUUGGUUGUGCGUGCUAAUUCGGACGAGACGGUAGGUUCUCUACUUGAACGGCUUGAUCUCAAGACUGGAAUACCUGUAUCUGAGCAGCGAUUAAUUUAUAGGGGAAGAGAACUACAAAGGGAUCAGUCUUUAGCUGAUUGCCAUAUCCAAAAUGAUGCUGGACUCACAAUGGUGGGCCGAAUGAGGAGCACAAGACACCCUGCGGGAUGGAAUGCCAUAGAUUGUAUGAUUUCAAAAAUUUACCAACUUUGCAAAGGCGAGGUGGUAACUGGACCUUCUAAAUACAUUACCGACCGUAUGUCAGAUUUCUUCUCAGGAGUGCCAAAGAAAGAUAUAGAAUUGCAAUUUGAUUAUAUACACAUAUUCAUGGCUUCGUAUGCACCUACUGCCUUGGUUUCCCUUUACACUUCAUCAAUUGAAGGUAACCGUGAGUGUGCUUAUCAUUGUAUUAAGUAUUUCUUGACUAUCAGUAAAACUAAUCUAACUGAGUCAUUGUAUAUAAAAUGUGCACCCACCAUAAUAAUAGAGUUUUGUAAGCUGCUUAGGCAGAUAGGUCAUGUAGACCCCCUGUAUUUCCGUUGCUGGCAUACUUUAGCGUCAUUGUUGACCAAGACUUCUGUGUGGAAUGGCUUGUUGAUUUAUAAAGGUGAUAAAAAGGAUAGAGGGGAUAGAGGGAAUAUUCGGCCAGUAAUUGUGAUUCAAGACCUUUUCCCAUUUGUUAGUGAGCUAGCAAGUAGGUUGUCUAAGGACCUGGUUAAGAGCAUGGAGUUACCCUUGAGCAUUCUGUCUUUGUCGAAUGAUGUUCGUAAUCUUGUCAUUUUUUUGCCCCUGCUCCGCCAGGCAAUUGUGGAGCAAGCAGGACCCAACUGUCCUAUCUCCAUGCCACAGAACAAGAUUGGUUCCAGCCAUCCAUGGCAUGAGCAAGAGAUAAGACUGCUUCAUAACAUAUUUGUUGAUUUGCUGUUAAAGAUGGAUGAUUGCCUUAAGAACAUGGAGGACCGUUUGUGUCUGAAUUCAAAUGCAGAAGGCGAAGUUGUUCGUACAGGAUGGUCACAGUAUCUUGCGAUUCUGAAAGAAUUGAACAGCAUUUCUAAACUAUAUCAGGGUGCUGAGGAGAAGUUUUGGGGGGAAUUGACCCAUAGGAAGGCUUCUUUCUCUAUGCUAAUUAUUAGGUAUGCUAAGCCAGCUGACGAUAAUCAAUGGCUUUUUCAGCAUAAGGAAGUGACAAAUUUUGAAUCCAGGAGGCAUUUGGCUAUGAUGUUGCUCCCAGAGGUAAGAAAAGAUAAUGACGAGCUGUAUGAGAUGCUUAUUGACAGGUCUCAACUGUUGUCAGAAUCAUUUGAGUACAUAGCACAUGCGGAUCCUGCUUCUCUAUGUGGUGGUUUAUUUUUGGAAUUCAAAAACGAGGAAGCCACAGGUCCUGGUGUUUUAAGGGAGUGGUUCAUCCUGGUGUGCCAAGCUAUAUUCAAUCCAAAAAAUGCACUUUUUGCAGCAUGCCCAAAUGAUCAUAAAAGAUUUUAUCCCAACCCUUCAUCUAAGGUGGAUCCCAUGCAUCUGGAGUACUUUAGCUUCUCUGGUCGGGUAAUUGCUCUCGCUUUGAUGCAUAAAGUACAAGUGGGAAUUUUCUUUGAUCGAGUGUUUUUCUUGCAAUUGGCUGGAAUGCAACUUUCUGUAGAAGAUAUUCGGGAGGCAGAUCCAUUAUUAUAUAAUAGCUGUAAGCAGAUCCUUGAGAUGGAUGCUGAGUUUAUUGAUUCAGAUGCUUUAGGACUGACAUUUGUUACAGAAGUUGAGGAGCUAGGAUCCAGGAAAGCUGUGGAGCUUUGCCUGGGUGGGAAGAAUAUUGUUGUGAAUAGCAAGAAUAGAGAAGAAUAUGUUGAUCUUCUCAUCCAACAUCACUUUGUGACGUCAAUCUCUGAACAGGUCUCUCAUUUUGCGCAAGGUUUUGCAGAUAUUCUUUCUAAGCCAGACAAGCGGACAUGUUUCUUCCAUAGUUUAGAGCUACAAGACCUUGACUGGAUGCUAUAUGGAACUGAAAGUGUUAUCUGUGUUGAUGAUUGGAAGGCACAUACUGAUUUCAAUGGCUACACAGAAACUGAUCCUCAGAUACUGUGGUUCUGGAAGAUUGUUGGGGAAAUGUCAGAAAAACAGAAGAAGGUUCUCCUCUUCUUCUGGACAUCAGUGAAAUAUCUUCCAGUUGAGGGUUUCCGUGGUUUAGUUUCUAAACUUCACAUAUACAAGUCCUCAGAGCCCCAUGAUCGUCUUCCCUCAUCUCACACAUGCUUUUACCAGUUGUGUUUUCCACCCUAUCCUUCCGCAGCUGUUAUGCAAGAUCGUCUUCUCUUCAUCACCCAGGAACAUGUUGGUUGCAGCUUUGGUACUUUGUGAAGUAUCACUCCCUCCUACAUUCAGAUAAAAAGCGGGUUUUUUUUUACUGAGCAUAGAAAGAUAUUAUACCGGUUGUACAGAAUAUAGGAAAGCCGGUUUUUAUCCUUUUUCUGCUAAAUAUACUAACGCUGUCUGGAGGUUAUGUUGGUUAUCUGUAGUUUUCUUGUGAGGGUUGAGAUGUCAAUGCAUGCUCAACUGUUUAUAUAGGUCUUAGCAUAAA